ACACGCAGUCUUGUACCGGUAUUCGAACCUCUCACUCGCACGCUAUCGUUCCAUUUCAAAUUAGAUCGAUAUUCAAAACAAUAAAACAUAAACGACAGCAAUCGAGUGAACAGCCAAUCAAACUUUUAAAUUCUAUUUUAGAACAACAAAAUUUGAAAUUCUCUGAUUUAGAACGUCGUUUUGCCACUGUUUCGAAUCGGACUAUAGUGUGUCAAAUGUGAUGUUUGUAAUGUCAAACCAAAGUGUCUUUUUACAUGGAAAACAGGGUGAUACAAUAUUAACGUAAGUUAAGAUGUUAAGUCAAGCCCGAUGGUUGAUGGUGGUGCUGGCGGCUACCCUAGCGCUGCAGUCGCGUGGGGAGGGGGGGAUACGGCUACCAGACCAGCCCCCGAAAGAGGAGACAGAGGGGAGAUCGCUCAACUUCGGGGGAGACCACGCCCGAUCUCCUCAAGCGCAAGGCCGUGGUCUCCUGGACUGGAUAGGCCUGGGCGAGGACCAGGACCCUUACAUCCAGCAGGCCACACAGCAGUGCAUCAAUGGUGAUCUGGCUGAUUGCUUCAAAGCCCAAGCCUUGCGGUCCUUCGACGACUUCUUUGAUAAACAGGCUUAUCAGUUGUCCGAGAACGCAGUGCUAGUAAAGCGCGAGUCUCAGGCGCGUGCGCUGGCGCACGAGCCUCCCCAGCUGGAGUCCCAGCCUCGCAGCGGAGAUUCUGAUUGGGACGGACUCGUCAAGUACGGCAUGAGGAAGAUUGAAAGGUUCUUAAGACAGACAGCGCUGGAGAUGCAGUUGGAUGAUGACGUCACGUCCAACGGGGUCAUUGCCCCGAGGUUCAUAGACGAAAUAGCUGAUGAGGUCGACAUCAUUGAAGACAAGAAGGCACCUCCAUUCCGUCGGCACAAACUGAAAAAGCUGAUCAUCCCCAUGCUGCUCAUCCUGAAGCUAUUCAAACUGAAGCUGCUGUUGUUCCUGCCCCUCGUCCUGGGGCUCGCCAGCUUCAAGAAGUUCCUGGGAUUCAUGGCACUGAUCAUACCAGGAGUGAUCGGUUACUUCAAGUUCUGCAAGCCAAAUUUGUCAUCUCCGUUCUCUUCGAAUCACUAUACCGGCCCUCAGUACUCACCCGCUGGUAUAGGCCUAAACGUGGGCCCUUACAGAGAACCUCAGCAGUAUGGACAUUACGAGAGCUACCCUGGUGGCCACAAAUACGGUUCUGGGGGUAUCUCCUUCCGCGAACACGAGCAUAGCCCACAAGACCUGGCGUACCAAGGUUGGGAGUACAGGAACAAGAAAGGAACAGAAGACAUCAAGGCAGAGGACGCUUGAGACUGAACAACUAAUUUAUUUUUAGGUUAUGUCUAGUGCCAAUGUUUUUGAGUGCUAUACUGUGUGUAAUUUAUUUGUAACUAUUAUUGAUUUUGAAAAUCCCUCUGAUCCUCGAAAGUACCCGGUUACUUUCGGGGCUGUGAAGCCUGAAUCCGGCGUAAAAAAUAAACCUUACAGUUUUGAAGCUUCUGCUGUCAUUUCACGACCGGCCGCUUGCGUUAAGCCAACCCACCUUGGCAAUGAUAUUGCUGCCAAGGCUAGAUUGUCUAGUGGCCUCGUACAACAUCCACGGGAAUAUAGUGGUCCUCAACAAGGUUAUCAAUAUUUUUGAAAAUGUUUUUGGAAUUCAAAACUGUAAUGACAUUUAACAUAAACUAAUGUGGCUAAACAAAAAUAGUGACAAAAUUACUAUUCUCUGAUGAAAAUUAUAGUCGGCUUGACCGGUUUAAUAAGAAUUAAGUGUUCACGUAUUUAUUGUGUCAUUUAGUUUUGUAGGCAUUUCUUCAAAUUCUACUUUUGUAAUCAAUAAAAUGUGAAAAAGUAAGUUUGAGACUAGCGAGUACAUACAUACGUGCAUAAAAUAUAUAUAAAAAAAACAAUUUAAUUUAUUGACUAUGUAAAUAGAUAAGUCAUUAUUUUAUUUUAAACAUGUUACAUUUUAUAUUAAAAUAAAAGCAUUUUUAUUUCCACAUCUGCAUUUUGUUGUAGUUAACAAUAGAAUAACAGUAACUGUCUUGUAAAAACAUCCAAUUCUCAAGAAUUCCUCUAUAAUUUUAUGAAGAAAAUUGUAUAUUCGCUAUGAUUUUACGACCUGCCUGAAAUUAAAUAAAAAAAUGAUUCCUCAUUUCCUUGUGGCGCAAUUUAAUAACUUUUUAAAUAACACAAUAUAUUCAGGCUUUUUCAGCAGUGAUCAUACUUUGUUCGUUGUAGCUGCUAACAUUUAUAAUUAAUUAUCUUACUUUGUGGCAAUCUUCUUUAAAAUAGUUUUUAAAAAUAAAAAUAAAAAAAACGUAAUUUCUCUUCACAUAUGCACUUAUUUAAAAAAAAAAAACAUAAGAUUACUACAAAUUAACCUGUAUU
Molecule: messenger RNA, 2401 nt
Organism: Plodia interpunctella (Indianmeal moth)
Lineage: Eukaryota; Metazoa; Arthropoda; Insecta; Lepidoptera; Pyralidae
Gene: Osi2
Product: Osiris 2
Exons: 8
Coding region: 293-1321 (342 amino acids)
Cellular component (GO): membrane
Source: RefSeq, a predicted model, not a curated record